AUGUCCUACUCACCAACGGCAGUCCGUUUCUUUACAGCACCAAAGCCUCUUGGGAAUGCCAUGGAUUCCGACUCAGUUAAGAUCACCGCGGCUGAGUCCCAGGGACAUACCGUCGUGAGGCCAAAUGUGUCUCCUGAGCGACCCUCAUCAGAGGCUGUGAAGGUUCACACAUCCAAGGAAAAGGGUCUGACAUUUGCCAAUCAAGACUCUCUUCCUAAACUCCCUAUCCCUGCUCUCGAGGAUACCUGUCGGAGACAUCUUGAAGCUCUUUCGGCCUUGCAGACCAUUCGAGAACAUGAGGAGACCAAGGCAGCGGUGAAGGACUUUUUAAAGACCGAUGGACCCAUCCUUCAAGAGAAGCUGAAGACAUAUGCUUCCUCCAAAACAAGUUAUAUCGAGCAAUUUUCGGUCGUCCUCAAUCUGAACCCAUUCUUCCUAUUGGAGGAUGACCCUACUCCUGCUCGAAACCACCAGGUGACCCGCGCGGCCUCCUUAGUCGUGUCUGCCCUCUCUUUCGUCCGCGCUGUUAGAAGAGAGGAGCUUCCACCAGAUACCGUUCGUGGCACUCCUCUGUGCAUGUACCAGUACUCUCGCAUGUUUGGAACCGCCCGUCUCCCAACCGACAAUGGCUGUGUCAUCAGUCAAGACCCUUCAGCCAGGCAUAUGGUGGUGAUGUGCCGUGGACAGUUCUAUUGGUUUGAUGUCCUGGAUGACAACAGCGAUUUGAUCAUGACGGAGAAAGACAUCUCGCUCAACUUACACGUCAUCAUCGAAGAUGCGGCACAAACUCCAAUUCAAGAAGCCGCUAAAGGAGCACUGGGCGUCCUUAGCACUGAGAACCGUAAGGUAUGGUCAGGCUUGCGAGAUAUCAUGACCAAGGAUCCUGCUUCAAACAACGCCGAGUGCCUGAACAUUGUCGAUACCGCCCUAUUCGUGUUAUGUCUUGAUGAUACCGAACCUUCGAGUACGGCCGAGCUUUGUGCUAAUAUGCUCUGCGGCACAAGCGAAGUGAUCAAGGGCGUUCAGGUCGGCACAUGCACCAACCGAUGGUAUGACAAACUUCAAAUAAUCGUUUGCAACAAUGGCAGUGCUGGUAUCAACUUUGAGCACACGGGCGUGGAUGGUCAUACCGUUCUACGGUUCGCCAGUGAUGUUUAUACCGACACUAUUCUUCGAUUCGCCAAGACGAUCAACGGCCAGGCCCCAAGCCUGUGGGCUACUACGAGCCCCGACCCUGCCAAACGUGACCCCCGCAGCUUUGGAAAUGUCAGCACCACACCUCGCAAGCUGGAGUGGGAUAUGACUCCGGAGUUGAAUAUUGCUUUGCGAUUUGCCGAAUCUCACCUGUCAGACCUGCUAUACCAGCACGAGUUCCAGGUCCUGGACUUUGAAGGCUUCGGCAAGAACUUCAUCACUUCCAUGGGAUUCUCGCCCGAUGCAUUCGUGCAGAUGGCUUUCCAGGCGGCAUACUAUGGUCUCUACGGUCGCGUUGAGAAUACCUAUGAACCAGCUAUGACGAAAAUGUAUUUGCAUGGUCGUACCGAAGCCGUGCGCACCGUGACACCCGAAGCCGUUGAAUUUGUUAAGACAUUCUGGGGUGAGAACCCGGCAGAGCACAAGAUUGAUGCCCUGCGCACUGCAACCCAAAAACAUACUGCCAUGACAAAGGACUGCUCCAAGGGACAGGGCCAAGACCGUCAUCUUUACGCUCUGUAUUGCCUGUGGCAACGGACAGCAGCUCUGCGGGUGGUUACUCAAGCCCCAGCGAGGGGAUGCUCUCCGAGACAUCAGAGGACUGCUUCUCCUCAUCACCCGGCACCGGCAGCAUCCGUGGACUGCGUACUCCUACUCUCCCCCACACCCACCAUCUUCAGCGAUGCUGGCUGGGACAAGAUCAACACCACCGUACUGUCAACCUCAAACUGCGGCAACCCCUGUCUACGACACUUUGGAUUCGGCCCGACAUCCGCUGACGGCUUCGGUAUUGGAUACAUUAUCAAAGACGACUCCAUCUCAUUCUGCGCCUCGUCCAAGCACCGCCAAACAGCACGGUUAAUGCACACUCUCGAGUCAUACCUAUUCGAAAUUAGAAAAUUGCUGCGCGCGACCAAUCGCAAGGCCACCAGCCCACGGACCAGCCGUGCCCGGGAAACUGAGAUGCUGGCAGAGCGUUUACAGGCUGAUAAUAAUCGACGCGGUCGGGUUGUUCGCGGGGAUAACCGUGGAGCGGAUACACCGACUACCACGACGGAUAGCGGGGAGAUAGAGGAUGAUGGAAUGGGUGGAUGUGAGUAUUUCCUUAUUCCCGAGACAUUCUUUUUCGGUCUUUCCGUAGAGGAACAAAAGACACAAAAGCUGACGAUGUGCUUAGAUGGAUUCUUCGAUGCUGGCAUGCUUCUGCAUGCACUUAAGGGUGUCAGCGCAGAGCGCGAACGUGGUGACAAGCCCGCGAAACGGAAGUUCGUUGGAAAGAAGCUUCAUCUCAAUGAAUAUUGA
Penicillium cataractarum is the source of this 2496-nucleotide messenger RNA. RefSeq names its product choline/carnitine O-acyltransferase. Gene Ontology annotation, molecular function: carnitine O-acetyltransferase activity. Gene Ontology annotation, cellular component: mitochondrion. The transcript is spliced from 3 exons. The record is from RefSeq and is a predicted model, not a curated record. Gene Ontology annotation, biological process: carnitine metabolic process. Lineage: Eukaryota; Fungi; Ascomycota; Eurotiomycetes; Eurotiales; Aspergillaceae. The coding region runs from base 1 to 2496 and encodes 831 amino acids.